Messenger RNA from Sciurus carolinensis (gray squirrel), 4846 nucleotides. It is a transcript of the gene Actn2, whose product is annotated as actinin alpha 2. Lineage: Eukaryota; Metazoa; Chordata; Mammalia; Rodentia; Sciuridae. Gene Ontology annotation, biological process: muscle cell development; actin cytoskeleton organization. The coding region runs from base 147 to 2831 and encodes 894 amino acids. The record is from RefSeq and is a predicted model, not a curated record. Gene Ontology annotation, cellular component: plasma membrane; cell projection; cortical actin cytoskeleton. Gene Ontology annotation, molecular function: actin filament binding; calcium ion binding. The transcript has 21 exons.
CUCGAGCUGGUCCUUCUGCCGAGACCCAGCGCCUGGGCAAGCCGCCCGAGAGCAGCCGCAAGGUCGCCGCCCGCCUCCGAGCGUCCCUCCGUCCACCUGUCGGCCCCGCGCCCCCUCGCCGCGCCGCAGCCCCGGCCCCGAACGCCAUGAACCAGAUAGAGCCUGGCGUGCAGUACAACUACGUCUACGACGACGAUGAGUACAUGAUCCAGGAGGAGGAAUGGGACCGCGACCUGCUGCUGGACCCCGCCUGGGAGAAGCAGCAGAGGAAGACCUUCACUGCCUGGUGCAAUUCCCACCUGCGGAAAGCUGGCACUCAGAUUGAAAACAUUGAGGAAGACUUCAGGAACGGCCUUAAGCUCAUGCUGCUUUUGGAAGUCAUCUCAGGGGAAAGGCUGCCCAAACCUGACCGGGGCAAGAUGCGCUUCCACAAGAUCGCGAACGUCAACAAGGCUUUGGAUUACAUAGCCAGCAAAGGGGUGAAACUGGUGUCCAUCGGGGCUGAAGAGAUUGUUGACGGCAAUGUGAAGAUGACCCUGGGCAUGAUCUGGACCAUCAUCCUUCGUUUUGCCAUCCAGGACAUUUCAGUUGAAGAAACAUCUGCCAAAGAAGGGCUGCUGCUUUGGUGUCAGAGGAAAACCGCUCCGUACAGAAAUGUGAACAUUCAGAACUUCCACACCAGCUGGAAAGAUGGCCUUGGACUCUGUGCCCUCAUCCACAGACACCGGCCUGACCUCAUUGACUACUCAAAGCUUAACAAGGAUGACCCCAUAGGAAACAUUAACCUGGCCAUGGAGAUCGCAGAGAAGCACUUGGACAUCCCUAAGAUGCUGGAUGCUGAAGACAUUGUGAACACUCCCAAACCUGACGAAAGAGCCAUCAUGACUUACGUCUCCUGCUUCUACCAUGCUUUCGCAGGAGCGGAGCAGGCUGAGACAGCGGCUAACAGGAUAUGUAAGGUUCUUGCUGUGAAUCAAGAGAAUGAGAGGCUGAUGGAAGAAUAUGAGAGGCUAGCCAGUGAGCUUUUGGAAUGGAUUCGGCGCACGAUUCCCUGGCUGGAGAACCGGACGCCUGAGAAGACCAUGCAGGCCAUGCAGAAGAAGUUGGAGGACUUCCGGGAUUACCGUCGGAAGCACAAACCCCCCAAGGUGCAGGAGAAAUGCCAGCUGGAGAUCAACUUCAAUACUCUGCAGACCAAACUGCGGAUCAGCAACCGGCCCGCUUUCAUGCCCUCCGAGGGAAAGAUGGUGUCGGACAUUGCUGGCGCCUGGCAGAGGCUGGAGCAGGCCGAGAAGGGUUACGAGGAAUGGCUGCUGAACGAGAUCCGGAGGCUGGAGCGCCUGGAGCACCUGGCUGAGAAGUUCAGGCAGAAGGCCUCCACGCACGAGACCUGGGCCUACGGCAAAGAGCAGAUCUUGCUGCAGAAGGAUUACGAGUCUGCAUCCCUGACGGAAGUGCGAGCCUUGCUGCGGAAGCACGAGGCCUUCGAGAGUGACCUGGCGGCACAUCAGGACCGCGUGGAGCAGAUCGCGGCCAUUGCACAGGAACUCAAUGAACUGGACUAUCAUGACGCCGUGAAUGUCAAUGAUCGGUGCCAGAAAAUUUGUGACCAGUGGGACAGAUUGGGGACCCUCACUCAGAAGAGGAGAGAGGCCUUGGAGAGAACUGAGAAAUUGCUAGAAACCAUUGAUCAGCUGCACCUAGAGUUCGCCAAGAGAGCUGCUCCUUUCAACAACUGGAUGGAGGGUGCUAUGGAGGACCUGCAAGAUAUGUUUAUUGUGCACAGCAUCGAGGAGAUACAGAGUUUGAUCACUGCCCACGAGCAGUUCAAGGCCACGCUGCCCGAGGCCGACGGGGAGCGGCAGUCCAUCAUGGCCAUCCAGAAUGAGGUGGAGAAGGUGAUUCAGAGCUACAACAUCAGGAUUAGCUCCAGCAACCCGUACAGUACUGUCACCAUGGAUGAGAUCCGCACCAAGUGGGACAAGGUGAAGCAGCUGGUGCCCAUCCGGGAUCAGUCCCUGCAGGAGGAACUGGCUCGCCAGCAUGCUAAUGAGCGCCUGCGGCGCCAGUUUGCUGCCCAGGCCAAUGCCAUUGGGCCCUGGAUCCAGAACAAGAUGGAGGAGAUUGCCCGGAGCUCCAUCCAGAUCACGGGGGCGCUGGAAGACCAGAUGAAUCAGCUGAAGCAGUACGAGCACAACAUCAUCAACUACAAGAACAACAUCGACAAGCUGGAGGGAGACCACCAGCUCAUCCAGGAGGCCCUGGUCUUCGACAACAAGCACACCAACUACACGAUGGAGCACAUUCGUGUUGGAUGGGAGUUGCUGCUGACCACCAUCGCCAGAACCAUCAACGAGGUGGAGACCCAGAUCCUGACAAGGGAUGCAAAGGGCAUCACCCAGGAGCAGAUGAACGAGUUCAGAGCCUCCUUCAACCACUUUGACAGGAGGAAGAACGGCUUAAUGGACCAUGAGGAUUUCAGAGCCUGCCUCAUUUCUAUGGGUUAUGACUUGGGUGAAGCUGAAUUUGCCCGCAUUAUGACCUUGGUUGAUCCCAAUGGACAAGGCACUGUCACCUUCCAGUCCUUCAUUGACUUCAUGACUAGAGAAACGGCUGACACAGACACCGCUGAGCAGGUCAUCGCCUCCUUCCGAAUCCUGGCAUCUGAUAAGCCAUACAUCCUGGCGGAGGAGCUGCGUCGAGAGCUACCCCCGGAUCAGGCCCAGUACUGCAUCAAGAGGAUGCCUCCGUACUCGGGCCCUGGCAGCGUGCCUGGAGCCCUGGAUUACACCGCCUUCUCUUCUGCGCUUUAUGGGGAGAGCGAUCUGUGAUGCCUGGGUUCUGUAAUCAUUGAUCCCAUCAGAACGCAAUAAAAGCUGAAGUCAUGGUUUGUUUCCUGAAAACUUUGACAAACUUUAUAAGUUAAGAGAAUUAAGCAGCAUCUCGGUCUUUGCCAGGAGGGUAACUGACUGCAGUGGAGUAUAGAUAGUUUAUGACAUAGUGUGCUUCGUAAGUAGGUCUCUCUAUUUCUGGAUCAUUAGCUAAAUGUAAUGAAGUAUCAAAUUAGUUUGUUUCUUUGACUAAAUAAAGCAAAUUGAGUGCUUUGAAAUUAGCAAGAUCUAGGGAUAGAAGGAAAUGAAAAAUGAAAAUCCCAAAUACCCCAGAUGAUUGUGGCAGGGCGGAUGUCACGAAUUGAUAAAUGUUUGAUUUUUUUUUUUUCUUUUCUUUUUUUUUUGUACUUGGGAUUGAACCCAGGGCUGCCACUGAACCAUGUCCUUGGCCCUUUUAUUUGGAGACAGGGUCUAGCUAAGUUACUUAGGACUUCGCUAAGUUGCUUAGGCUGGCUGUGAACUUGCGAUCCUCCUGCCUUAGCCUUCCAAGCUGCUGGGAUUACAGGUGUGCGCCAUUGCACCCAGCUGUUUGAUAUUUUUAAAAGAAUUCUUCGUAUCUAACGUGCAUAUGUGAUUCUCCCUAAAAUAUAUUUGAACUUCCUAGUGUUUUAUUUUCUCACUCACCCAAAGACUAGUCUGACUUAAGCGUAAAUGAUACCGUCAUCUCUUCAGUUGAAUUAAAUGUCAGGAAAUGGAAACAGACUACUCAGAAGAUCAUUAGUAAUCAAAAGUUUUGUAGCAGAAUGUAUAGUCAUCGCUUCACUCUUCAGGAAAAGAUAGUCUGAUUGGUGGGUUCCAAUGCAGUACUUAUUCCCCAGAGAAGGACCUGAGGAAAUAGGGGCUCAGUUCGGUUCCAGAGACAGAGAUGGAGCCGUUAGGUAGAAUGAGACUUGUAGAACUCUAUUGCUUCCAGAUUCCCAUGCCUUUUCCAGAGCUUGCUCCUAGGGGUUCUCUGGAGCCUUGUGUAAGCUGCUUUUAAACAAGAGACAAGGUGCCUUCUGGUGCCCCAGGCAGGCCUUCCUUAGACCACCUCUGUGGCCCGUUGGGAGAGCAAGACUUGGCAGGAGCCCAGCUCUCUGCUGCAGCAGAGUGGCCUCUGUCACUGCAGAGCAGCUCCUUAGCGUUCAGGAGGCUGCCUUGUGUUGCAGGGAGCAUGAGAGGUUCAGUCUGCCACCUGUUACCACCAGUAUGGAUGGUGUGUCCCAGCAAGUCCUGAGUGUGGCUUUGUCUGUGGCACGGAUACCACCUGCAGUCAAUGUCUCUGUCCUUCAUCAGUGCCUUUCUCAGUGUUGGUUCACUUUUCUGUUGGAGCUGCAGCAUGCUGUGAUCCACUUUGUUAACCCCCUGCAGAGAAUAGGGCAGGAACUCUUUAUAUCUGGAUCUUUAAUAAUCAUGAAAUGAGUUAUAAACAAACAAAAACGUUGCAAACAGCAGUUAAAGUGUUCCUAGAGGGGCAGGGUGCCCAUCACUGAGUCUAUUUCCUCUGAGUUUUCAGCCUUCUACCCACAGCGGGAAAUUGGAAAUGUGAUACUUUCCUUUCUCAACUGUCUGGUAACCUGAUACUUUCAUUACACUGGCCCAUUUAGAACCUUAGACCUUUAUUCAUUUUAUUCAUUUGUUCCAUUAUUAAGUAAUUGGUUGUUUCCAAAUUCCUGAAUUAUUUGACUCCUUGGUUUUAUGUAGAUGCUUUUGGGGUGGUGUUCAGGUCAGCUCUUGACUCUGGUUUAUUUCAAGCAGGUGCUAUAUUCCAUCCACAGACAUCAGGGAGAAACUGGGAGUUGUUCUCCUUUGAGGCUACUUACCAGGGGGACUUGUGUUUAAGGUGGGUGUGAGUAACUCAUCUCAAAUUUCUAACUAAUUCACAACAUUCAGCAAUGAGAAUGGAUCAGUAUAUUAUCUGCUAAUAAAUGAACAAAGGAAAUAAACUGAAAAAUAAUAAACAUGUUUAUAUUCUC